GAAGAGACCUGCUCUCGAUCAAGUAUGGCUGCACAGUUCGGGCAAAGAGCUCUGCUGCGGACCUUCCGCGUCCAUGUAAGUGACAGCGAUAGCCGGCGCAUAGUAUGGCCGUCCUGCUCAGCUUUGAGGCAAUAUAUAUACUCUGCCAAACAGAAGGCUUCUUCUCCCUUCGGCCUCGUCGCCAUGGCGCGAACAUACAGCUCUGAGGCAAAGGACGACCUGCUGGUGAAGUACCUUGACGGACAAGAUUACGGUAUCGUGGUUGUUGGGAUCAAUCGACCAAAAGCCAAAAAUGCCAUAAGCAAGAAUCUGGUGAAAAUGAUGUCUGAAGCUGUGGAGAAUAUCAAAAAGAAUAACAGAGUACGCAGUGUCAUUUUAUGCAGUUUAGUUCCAGGGAUCUUCUGUGCAGGAGCAGACCUGAAAGAGAGGGCUAAAAUGCAUCAAAGUGAAGUUGGACCGUUUGUUUCAAAAGCAAGGGCACUAAUAACAGAACUGGGUAACCUGCCAAUGCCAACAAUCGCUGCAAUUGAUGGAGCUGCAUUAGGAGGAGGUUUGGAAAUGGCCCUGGCUUGUGACAUCAGAGUUGCGUCCGAUUCUGCCAAAAUGGGACUCGUCGAGACCAAACUUGCUAUUAUUCCUGGAGCAGGUGGUACUCAGCGCCUCCCUAGGGUGAUUGGCGUGUCUCUUGCUAAGGAGCUCAUCUACACAGCCCGGGUGGUAGAUGGAGUUGAGGCCUGUCGCCUUGGUCUCGUCAGUCACUCUGUGGAGCAAAAUAAAGUUGGAGAUGCUGCUUAUCUGCGAGCUUUGGCGCUUGCUCGUGAGAUUAACCCUCAGGGUCCAAUUGCAGUCCGGAUGGCAAAACUAGCCAUCAAUCAGGGUAUAGAGGUGGAUCUGUCUACUGGCUUGGCAAUUGAAGAGGCUUGUUAUGCCCAGGUGAUCCCAACUAAAGAUCGAUUGGAGGGUUUGACUGCCUUCAAGGAGAAGAGAAUUCCUAACUUCAAAGGAGAGUAAAAAGCUCCUGUAAACUCUCCAGAGUUCUGCCUUAAGAUCUUCUGUACGACUGCUUCAACAUGUGGAAGUGUACACUUCAGCGCAUUAACUUGAACUGGAACUGAAGGGGAUCCACUAGCCUGGCGAGUGACAGGUUAGAUCCUGGUAGGUCAGAAUGCUAAUAAUGUCCUUAAACACACCACUAACAAUUUAUCAGUCAUAUUUACAGUCUGAUUCUCAGUACCACACGUCCAAAAGCCAUUAAAGUAGUAUGAAGUUAUUGUUUUCAAUUUGUGGAAAUAUUUCUGUCUACUAUUAAAAACACACUGUGAUUUCA
Messenger RNA from Entelurus aequoreus (snake pipefish), 1327 nucleotides. RefSeq names its product AU RNA binding protein/enoyl-CoA hydratase (gene auh). Gene Ontology annotation, biological process: fatty acid beta-oxidation. Gene Ontology annotation, cellular component: mitochondrion. The transcript is spliced from 10 exons. Gene Ontology annotation, molecular function: enoyl-CoA hydratase activity. NCBI's taxonomy places the organism in Eukaryota, Metazoa, Chordata, Actinopteri, Syngnathiformes, Syngnathidae. The record is from RefSeq and is a predicted model, not a curated record. The coding region runs from base 25 to 1011 and encodes 328 amino acids.